CAUACGCUGCACGAUGUCUCGACGAAAUCUUGUUUGAAAUUCAAACGCCAAGCAUUUUCGAAAAGUCUUAUAAAGAAUGCCGAGUUUCAAAUUUAAAAAUGUCUCUACACGCGUAAUGCAGUGGAAUGUCCAUUCAUACCUAUUCUAUUUAACAUCACAAAAAUGGAUCAUUUUUCAUUAUUACAUUUCAUUCAAACCAAAACAACCACCACUUUUCAAUUCGUAAUCCUCUUUGUUUGAUUCUUGUAAAGAUCCAAUGGAAGCUGAAAAGAUCGAAGGAAUGAGUGUGGAAGAGGAUAAAUUCGGAGGAGUUAUUCUAACAGUUGAAAACCCUAUGGAUUCUCAUUCAUUUGCUUCUGAAUUGGAACAUUCAAUGUCCAAAUGGACUCAACAGGGAAAAAAGGGUAUAUGGAUCAAUUUACCCUUGCAACAUUCAAACCUUGUUCAUUCUGCUGUCCAGGCUGGAUUUAGGUACCAUCAUGCUGAGUCGGAUUACUUGAUGCUUGUAUAUUGGAUCCCUGAUACCCCUGAUAGCAUUCCUGCAAACGCGUCACACCGUGUCGGCGUUGGUGCUUUUGUUGUCAAUAACAAGAGAGAGGUGCUUGUGGUUCAGGAAACCAGUGGUAGAUUUGGAGGCACAGGUGUAUGGAAGAUGCCUACAGGAGCUGUCAAUCAAGGUGAAGAUAUUUGUGAUGCUGUAAUUAGAGAAGUGAAGGAAGAGACAGGGGUAGAUACAAAGUUUGUUGAAGUUUUAGCAUUCAGGCAAAGCCAUAAAUCUUUCUUUCAGAAAUCAGACUUGUUCUUCGUUUGCAUGUUGCAACCUCAAUCCUUUGAUAUUCAGAGUCAGGCCUCAGAAAUUGAAGCAACUAAGUGGAUGCCUGUUGAAGAUUAUGCAGCUCAACCGUUUGUGCAAGAAAACGAGCUCUUCGAUUUUAUUGCGAAAAUAUGCUUAUCAAAGUUGAAUGGCAACUACACUGGGUUUUCUAACGUAUCUACUACUACAUCUUCCGGCAAAAAAACUUAUCUUUAUCUUAACAGUGAUGCUAUUGGUAGCCAUUUGUUAGAUUCCAAACAUGAGCAAGUUUAACAUGAAGCUUGCUUUGUUACUCUCGACGGCCAUUUGCUUCGAAAUGCGCCUGAAUCCCAGUUUUAAUAUGAUUUGAUGACCAUUUAUAUUCUUUGAAUUCUUUGUAUUCUUUGUAUAGAUAUGUCAUAUCAUGUAAAUAGGGAUAGUAUCAACCAAUAUAAAAUAUGAUUUGAUGACCAUUUAUAAUCUUUGUAUUCAUUGUAUAGACAUAUCAUGUCAUGUACAUAGGGAUGGAUAGUAUCUCAUAUAUAAAAUAGGAUCUAUUGUAUUGUUUAAACACACGAUUUUACCACGCCUCAUUCAACAAGUAUAGUAUUAUUUAAAAGGGGAAACCCAGAUUUUUCUGUUAGUUAA
Messenger RNA from Lathyrus oleraceus (garden pea), 1441 nucleotides. RefSeq names its product nudix hydrolase 2. Bases 257 to 1087 code for a protein of 276 amino acids. The transcript has 8 exons. The record is from RefSeq and is a predicted model, not a curated record. Gene Ontology annotation, molecular function: NAD binding; NADH pyrophosphatase activity; ADP-ribose diphosphatase activity. NCBI's taxonomy places the organism in Eukaryota, Viridiplantae, Streptophyta, Magnoliopsida, Fabales, Fabaceae.